Messenger RNA from Stylonychia lemnae, 963 nucleotides. NCBI's taxonomy places the organism in Eukaryota, Ciliophora, Spirotrichea, Sporadotrichida, Oxytrichidae. The record is from the annotation of a GenBank genome assembly.
AUGGAAACUAACCUAAUUUAAUAAAGCUCAAGCACUCAAUCUUGGACAAAUAAAGAUUUCAUUGAAUUAAUAUCUGUACAUGACAAUAAGAGCAAGUUAAAGACCUAUCAAUAGGUGAGAUCUGAAUUAUUUUAAAAAGCUCCUCCUAAGGCUGUAAUUGUCUACACUCAUGGAAUGGGAUCUUAUGUAGAUAAGCUCUGCUAUAUAGCCAAAAUUUUCGCUGAAAACGGCUACGAUUUUGUGGGAUAUGAUAGUCUUGGCUUUGGCUAUAGUGAAGGAGAGAGAGGGGUCAUUAAUUCUAUAGAAGAUUAUUUUGAAGAUGCAUAUUAGUUCACUCUGAAAGUGAUUAAUUACUACUAGGAUCUCUAUUCAGAAUCACCAGCUGCUAUAUAGUUCAUUAACUAUGGAUAUAGUUUGGGUGUGAGAGUUUCCAUUGCUGUUUAAAGACUAUAUAAGUUGCGAUAUAGUUAAAAUCUAUUCUCAGUUUUUCUUUGGUAGUCUCCAUAUUUUGAUUUAAAAAUCAAAGACCCCGAAUAUCUUGCCUUCUUAGAAGAAACUUGCUUAACUGAACCUUCAAAAAUAGUAUUAAGGUAAAAUACAGAGACUCAAAUUCCUUAGAAAAAUUCUGAUGAAAAAGAUUAAAAAAUAUAUGUUGCCGAUCCAAUAGCCUAAUAUGGACCAUAUUAGGCUAAAACUGAGCUAAUGUUCAUGAAAAAGAUAGAGUACUUAGUUGAAUAUUAUAAGGAAAUUGAUGUACCGAUAUUUGUUGCAUUUGCCAAUCAAGAUUAAGCUGUUGAUAAUGAUGACGCUGCUUAAAUGAUAAAAACAUUUAAGACACCUAGAGAGUAAAUUGAGAGCAAUUUUUAUGAGAGUGAGCAUAAUAUUUUAUGGGCUGGAAGGGAUGUCUAUAAGCAAAUAGUCUCUGAUUAACUAGCAUUUUUAGAUAGAGUAUUAUAAAAGUGA